Symbiodinium natans is the source of this 678-nucleotide messenger RNA. NCBI's taxonomy places the organism in Eukaryota, Dinophyceae, Suessiales, Symbiodiniaceae. The record is from the annotation of a GenBank genome assembly.
AUGGAUGGAUACAAUCAGAAGCCCAAUGAGAAGCUCAAUGAGCUCCCGACCAAAGAUGAUGAGAAGCUCCCGACCAAAGAUGAUGAGAAGACCAAUGAGCCCAAGCCCGGAGAUGAGAAACUUCCGUCAGCUUCUUCUUCCGCUGUUGAUAGUGCGAUGAUGCCAACAAAGACCACAAGCAGUUCCGAGAAGAAGGAGGCAUGGAAAGUGUGGAAGUUUGACAUUCAGAAGUUGCUCGCCAGCUUGAGCACCGAGACAAAGGCAACCCUUGACGGCUACGACAACCCAAAGGACCAGAUUAAAGAGAUCGAGACCGAGAUUGAACGCUUGACCUCACAUGUUCUCUAUCUGGAGAAGAAGGAAGGCAUCACAAAGGACAUCGUGAAAAAAUCCAUCUUGGGUGAGAAUGUGACCUUCUACAUCCAUUACAAGAAGAAGGAGAAUGACCCCGACGUCGUCAAGUCCCUCACCUUUAACCCUGUGCUCAACAACUCCGCCAAGCUGAAGAGUGAGGCGUGUCGUCUCUUCAACUUCUUUGACGCCAAGGACCAGAAGAACCUACACCUUUUCUUCAAGGGCGUCCAACUUCCAAGCCAAGGACCAGCAAAGUUGAACGGCGAUGCUUUCGCCAAAGUCGACAUCAUGUUGAAGGAUGGCGAUCAUCUCCGUCUUGCGUGA